Molecule: messenger RNA, 737 nt
Organism: Paralichthys olivaceus (Japanese flounder)
Lineage: Eukaryota; Metazoa; Chordata; Actinopteri; Pleuronectiformes; Paralichthyidae
Gene: ndufaf8
Product: NADH:ubiquinone oxidoreductase complex assembly factor 8
Biological process (GO): mitochondrial respiratory chain complex I assembly
Cellular component (GO): mitochondrion
Source: RefSeq, a predicted model, not a curated record
CGGAUGCUCCGCUGGGACGUUUCCUUGAUGACAGGGUCAACAACAUGGCGCUGCCCAUGGUUUAAUGUGUGGAUCUGUUCGCUGACAUGAAUUUCUCCAGUUUGCCGUUUAAUGUGAGAAGCAGUGACGCAGCGCGGGUGUCGGAAUCAUCGUCUCCUCUCUGUCGAACUCUUCAUUUGACUUCAAACACGUAAAGGACGUCAGUGAACGGCGCCAUGUCCGGGUCAAACGUGUGGAGUCGCAGCAGAGAGAAGCUGCGAGUUUUCCCUGAACUGUUCGCUCAGUGUUCAGCAGAGGCAGCAGCAUAUGGGAAGUGUGUGGCAGCUACCACAACAGGCAGACAGGAGUUGAAAAAGGACCUUUGUGCCAAGGAAUUUGAAGCACUGAAGACCUGCUUCACAAAUGCAGCCAAGAAAAGAGCCAAAUAAAUGGAAACCGUCCUCCUUAUGUUGGAGGAAUGAAUGCAGCGGAGCAGCCACAGAAAUCAACAGUUCAGUGCAGGAGACAUGAAGUGCUGAGUGGCUUGUGAGGCUGAUAGUGACAGAACAUGGCUGCUUCUUGAUGCUGAGAAGCAACUGACUGUAUCACGGCUUGACAAAGGACACUGUUAAUGUGGACACUCUACAUCACUGCCAUCCAUCAAUUAUGUAUUUUUCAGCAGCGUAUCUUUGCCUAGAAUAGGUACGAUUGAUUUAACUGUGUACUAUAGAGAUGUGAAUAAACUAGAAUUAUUGCCC